This is a messenger RNA of Brienomyrus brachyistius, 1811 nucleotides long. It is a transcript of the gene gpn3, whose product is annotated as GPN-loop GTPase 3. Lineage: Eukaryota; Metazoa; Chordata; Actinopteri; Osteoglossiformes; Mormyridae. The transcript has 8 exons. Gene Ontology annotation, molecular function: GTPase activity. Bases 595 to 1455 code for a protein of 286 amino acids. The record is from RefSeq and is a predicted model, not a curated record.
GAUCAUCUUAGUCGUUUUGCUUACUAACCUAUAUUGGGUCAAAUUCAUAGCCCUACUAUAGCUGUGUAAAUACAACAUAUCAAUCAGUUUUCAAAUGAGACAUGGUCGUCUCCAAACUUGUUACAAGACAUCAAAAUUAUAUAGCCUAUACUUUCUUAGUGUAUUAACUGAUUGAAUAUGAACUUUGUUGGAAUGUUUAAUGCAUUUGGAUACGACUAUCGACAGCCAUUAUUACAUUUUAUCAAAAUGACUAAAAUGAAUAGAGUAUCGAAUACGUUUACGCUGAGUUUUGAUUUUCUCUUACAAAAUGCAGUUGACAACCUAAAUAAAUAAAGUACGCCGGUGUACGUUCUACAGCAUUAAAGCCCGUAUAUAUACGUUUCAUUACGAAGCGCGAUUUAUGAAAUUUGGCUCAAAGGUCAACCCGUACGUAACAGGAACACUAUAGCGGUGAACAAGCAUGGUGGGAAAAACCAAAGCAACGUCGGAUAGGAAAAUGUAACGAUUAGCCAGCCUCAGAAAUACAGCCACCAAUACUCGGAUUAUCAAAGGGGAUUUUGCUUACAAAAAGAAGAAAGAUUUUGUUCUGAAAAAAUGCCACGUUACGCCCAGCUGGUGAUGGGGCCGGCUGGUAGCGGGAAGAGCACGUAUUGCUCCACCAUGGUACAGCACGCCGAAAGCAUCAACCGCUCCAUACAGGUGGUGAAUCUAGACCCUGCAGCUGAACACUUCAGCUACCCGGUCAUGGCAGAUAUCCGGGAGCUGAUCGAGGUGGACGACGUGAUGGAAGAUGACUCCCUGCGGUUUGGCCCCAACGGAGGGCUCGUCUUCUGUAUGGAGUACUUCGCCAACAAUUUUGACUGGCUGGAGGAGAGUCUGGGUCACGUAGAAGACGAUUACAUCCUGUUUGAUUGCCCCGGUCAGAUCGAGCUGUACACCCACCUGCCCGUCAUGAAGCAGCUGGUGGAGCAGCUACAGCAGUGGGAGUUCCGGGUCUGUGGCGUCUUCCUGGUCGACUCCCAGUUUAUGGUGGAGUCCUUCAAAUUCAUAUCUGGGGUUAUGGCCGCCCUGAGUGCCAUGGUGUCGCUGGAAAUCCCCCAGGUCAACAUCAUGACAAAGAUGGACUUGCUCAACAAUACAGCCAAGAAGGAAAUUGAGAAAUAUCUAGACCCAGAUAUGUAUUCAAUGAUGGAGGACAAAGCACUCACUCUGAGAAGUAAGAAGUUCAAGAAGCUCACUAAAGCCAUCUGUGGUCUGAUCGACGACUAUAGCAUGGUACGCUUCCUGCCGUUCGACCGCACGGAUGAGGAAGGGAUCAACAUCGUCCUUCAGCACAUCGACUUUUCCAUCCAGUAUGGAGAGGACCUUGAGUUCAAGGAGCCUAAGGAGUCUGAAGAGGAUCCACUCACCAACGCCAACUAUGAUGAGUUCUUCCAAGACAAAGUUGAAGGCUGAGAGGAAGAUGCCGAGGACAGCCGGUUGAAAGGGGCAUUUCAAUGUGCUUUCAAAACGCUGUCACAGUGGGUGUAAAAGCAAGUGCUCAAAUCACUCUUUAAACUGUGGAAGAAAGGAGCAAAGAAGAGACAACAGGUUUUAAUUUAUUGAGGAAAUUCACCUGACACAGAAUGUCACACUUCUCGAGGCGAUUUUAGUAUUCAUUGUACGUAGAUAUAUUGUCUUUUUUGUUUUCUUGUUUUCAAGGCUUGACCUUGGUGUUUUUAGCGAUGGAAUGGGAUCGUGCCACAUUUCCCUUGGGAGGACUGUAAAUGUUUGGAGUAUAUUUUUCAAUUAAAACUUACCCUUUGAAACUU